Messenger RNA from Saccostrea cuccullata (small rock oyster), 1243 nucleotides. Its product is annotated as alpha-L-fucosidase-like. Gene Ontology annotation, cellular component: lysosome. Gene Ontology annotation, biological process: fucose metabolic process; glycoside catabolic process. NCBI's taxonomy places the organism in Eukaryota, Metazoa, Mollusca, Bivalvia, Ostreida, Ostreidae. The record is from RefSeq and is a predicted model, not a curated record. The annotation marks the transcript as partial. Gene Ontology annotation, molecular function: alpha-L-fucosidase activity. The transcript is spliced from 6 exons.
GAGAGCUUGCAACAGCCAUCAGAAACCAAACGGAUCUGUUUUUCGGCCUUUAUCAUUCCCUGUUUGAAUGGUUUCAUCCUCAGUAUCUACAGGACAAGGCCAACAAAUGGCAGACUCAGAAGUUUGUGGAGAGUAAAACAAUGCCGGAGCUGUACGAGAUUGUGAACCGGUACAAACCGGACGUGAUCUGGUCCGACGGAGACUGGGAAGCACCAGAUACUUACUGGAAUUCUACAAACUUCAUAGCCUGGCUGUACAACGAUAGUCCUGUGAGAGAAAAUGUCGUGACCAAUGAUCGAUGGGGUCAAGGGGUCAUGUGCAAACAUGGAGGAUUCCUCACCUGCUCAGACAGGUAUAACCCAGGAAAGUUGCAAAAGAGAAAAUGGGAAAAUGCCAUGACAAUUGAUAAGCAAUCUUGGGGUUACCGUAGAAACACAAAGCUGUCAGAAUUUCUGACCACGGAUGAGCUCAUUGGAACACUGGUGGAAACAGUCAGCUGCGGGGGAAACAUUCUGGUUAACGUGGGUCCCACCAGUGACGGUAAGAUUAUACCGGUGUUUGAGGAGAGGCUGAGAGAAAUGGGACAAUGGCUGAAGGUCAACUCUGAGGCUAUUUAUGGAACUUAUCCUUGGACGUACCAGAAUGAUACCAUUACUCCCAAUGUCUGGUACACAAAACAGAAGAUAAGCAGUACUACCGCUGUCUACGCCAUCGUACUGGACUGGCCGACCAAUGGCACGCUCCGGCUCGGGGCACCAAAGUUAGACAACACGGGGGUCAUUUACCUGCUGGGGUACCAACAGCAGAUCAAAUUCACACGAGAGGCUCAAGGAGGGAUAACCAUUCAACUUCCUGUGUUUACUGAUGGCAAAAUGCCGUGCAAGUAUGCCUGGGCAUUCAGAAUGCUGGGGGUUCAGAAUUAGAUAUUUACUUAGGAAACAUUGUGAUGCCAUGUGUGAUAAUGCAUUAUUUACCUUUUUAUGAUACAAUUUUUCUUUUUUUUUAUUUCUGAGGGUAUUUAACAAAAAAUUCUAAUACCCGGUAGAUAAGGUAUAUCUUAGCUUGAGGGUCUAAUGUACAUUUCCUUAGGUUAGUGUAUUUUUCUGUAUUUUACAAGUGUCUUUCUGCAUUUCACAAGAUUAUACGUAUAUAUUUUGUCAAUGUAUUAAAUAUAUUUUUGUAUCUAUAUACAAAUAUCUUCUUAUUGUUUCAUUUACAUGUAAUGUACAUAGAGGUAUAUAUC